AUGUCGUCAGUUUCGUCCGCCGAGCCAAACUUCAACCCUAGCUGGUGAGUUUCAAAAUGAAAAUAAUUGAGUUACGUAAUUAUGCGAUGAGUCAUCGAAAGAAAAAAAACGGGCACAGAAAGUGCGAUCGAUUGCACUUCCAUUUUUCAUACCGAGAAAUCCGAAAAUAGCGUGUAAUUAUUUUCGCGUGCAGCUGAAAAUUUUGGAAUUAUUCCAAUAAUUUUGGUCGAAAGAACGUGUACCAACAUCGUCAAGUGAUUCCAGGAUGCGCCAUAAUGUUUCUGCCACUCGCGGCGGUCUCUCGUCUUCUGGAGGCAAUCGUCUCGGUUCUGGUGCCGGCGGCGGUGGAUCCGGCUUUGAUGAAGGUGGCGAAGUGAGUACCAAACUAUUGGGAAAUCUUCUAACAACUAUGGGAACGUGAAUACUCGACGACAUCCGAGAAAUCUCAGCGAUUUCGUCGAGAAUUCCGUUCUUUCCCCUUCCUGCACUCGUUCAUUGUCCAUUCAUUCCCAUUGCCUGGUUGGUCCCGCUUUUUCUCUAACUCUCGUUUCCAACUCAUCACCACACUUCAUUUCUCCUCCUCCCUCCAAAUCAGAAAAAAACUGGAAUUUUUUGUGACAAAAACUGAAGCUUUACCUAUUAGGAUCACUCUUCUGCUCAAGCCGCUGCUGUCGCUCAGGCCGCCACGAUCCUUUCGACGCCCAUCAUUUCGGACUAUUCGUACACGCGCGAACGUCUUCUCGAGUUGGCGCCGACUGCAUCCAAGAUGCCGGAGGCGCUGCGCGAUUCGCUGUUUUUCAACGAAAACAAUCUACCGCUCGUGUCGACCACGCCGCUCACCGAUCUUGAACAGGUAGGCUGAGUCAUUUGAUGCUAAAAAUUGUUUUUCGAGUUCUGAAAAGCAAAAAAACGUGAAGCGAAUCGCCCUCGGAGGGAGGAGGGCGCACAUAAAGUAUAUUGUCGUCUUUAAACGGAACCUCUUCUUUUUCCCCUUUUCCCCUUACCCAUUGAUAUUCUCCCCCUUCUCAGUUCUUCUCUCAUUUUUCAAUCAGUGUUGUCCAGUGCCUUUCUUUUUUUUCGCUGUGUAGUGACAAUCAGAAUUCGUAUCGGCUGGCCACUUGGGCAAACACACACACACACAGACACCCACACAAAAAGAACGAAGACAAAAAGAAGAAAAGAAGAAGAUUGAGUAGUUGGCGCUGGUUGGUAGUAGGCCCCGAGAAGGGAAAUGAAGUACAGAAAUGGACUUCGAAGAAGACGAAGCCAAUGCAUUAUUGAUCAGAGGCGGCCUGAGCCGUCCCCCUUUUCAAUGUUUCGCUUUGAACAUCUCACACCUACCUUUUAUGUCUUUCUUCCUCUAAAAUUAUAGGUUUCACUGCACUACACAGCUCUCUUAAAGAAUUGCUAGUGCCGCCGCUGAAUUCUGGGAAACAAAAUUUGUGAAAAAUUAACUUUCUUUCAGUAAUUUUUCAAAGUUUCAGCGUCUUCAACACAACGUGAACUCUUCGAAAGCGAUGUCUCUGUUGUCUCACGCGGAUCGCGCUUCUAUCGCCGCCGGAGCCGCCUACGGAAGCGGUUACGGGGGCGGUGGCAUCGCCGGAGUCGGAGCACUCCAGAACGGACAAUCGCCGACCAAUCGAUGGACUCCGAAAGCGUCGUGGAGCAGUAAGGAGCAUUUCAAACAGUUUUCCUACAAUUUCCCCUUAUUAUUUUAGGCAAAACAACUCCAGAUCGAUCGCUGGGCGGCAUGACUCCGCGUGGCGGCGGAUCGGCCGGACGUGCCGGUGCGGGGACGUUCUUCUCGGCCGGAAGGGGCGGCGGACGAAUCGGCGGCGAUAACGGGUUUGGCGGAUCGUCGGGUGGUGCACUGACGAACGACGAACCGUCUUCCGGAGUGUACACCCCCAAGUUUGGUGGCCUUCGUCGCGGAGGCGGCGCGGGAGGCGUCGGACGUGGUGGCAGCACUGCCGGCGCGUCAUUCAACACGAGAGCCGACGCAUUGUACAACCCGAACGAUCCAACUGGUAACAGUGAAAAGAAUUUCCAAAUUUUUAAUUCUCUUUUUCCAGAUCGUCCAAAGGCUGUGAACACUUCGGUGACUCGCAGUGAGAGCGACGGCGAGGAGGAGGAAGGCUGGUCGAAGGUGGGCGCCGCUCCCCGCCACAGCAGCUCCACGACGUCGACGGAACGUCCUGCGUGGGCGCGCUCCGAAUCGUGGAUCCAGCGGGCGCAGCAGCAACAACAGCAGCAGGCGGCGGCUCAACAACAGCAGCAGCCUCCGAUCAGCCACUGGAACAACCGGGAUGCGACCGGAGGCGCCGAUUCGGCCGCGUGGAGGGAUAGGAAUCAGAUGGUUGCGGCCGCGAAUGUGAAGAAGAAUUCCAUCGAGCAUCCGCCCGCUCAACAGCAGCCGCCGCAGCAACCGCCGGCGCCGACGUCUUCCGGGUCUGCAGAAAGAGAGGUGACGGACAUUCCGAUGCCCGCCUACACUCCGAACGCGACGACGUGGUCGAACAACGGGUUGGGCGGUGGAAUGGGAGUGUUCUAUCAACCGCCAGUGCAGCAACAUCAGCCAGCUCCGCAGCCACCGCCGCCAGCGCCUGCCGCGGAGGAGGUCAUCGAAUUCUACUAUCUCGAUCCGGAGGGAGUCCGUCGGGGACCGUUUGCGAAGGAGCAGAUGGUUGUGUGGUUCAAAGCGGGAUACUUUACGGAUGAAGCUCUGAAAAUCCUUAAAGGAGACAAGGGAGAGUACAAAACUAUCGGUAAACUUUUAAAAAAGUUAUAUUCAUUAUAUGGAUUUUCAGGCGAGCUCAAAAAGCUAAACGGACUGCAGACGCCGUUCGAUUAUCCGGAGGACGAAAAGAAGCAGGCGGCUCCGAUUCCGCCGAUUCCACCGGUAGCUCCAACCCCAGCACCAUCCAUGGCUCCGUUCCCGUCGGCGGUCGCGAAUCCAAUGUACCAGCAACAGCAGCCGCAGCAACAGUUCGGAUCCAUCGGAAUGUGGUCGCAGCCUCCUGACAUGUUUACAAUGAUUCAAUCGACGUUCGAGCAACAGAUGAUUGCCGAGAGACAGCGGCUGAUGGAUGAGCACAACCGACGGCUCGCGGAAGAGGCCAAGAAGAUGGCCGAAUUCCAGGAAGCCAUGUACAGACAGAUGACUAUCCAGCAGGAGAUGACCCAGCAACAGCUUCGGGAGCAGGAACUCGCUUUGCAACGACACCGCGAAGAGCUGGAGAGACGAGAUGCGGAGCUGAAGCAGGAGGCGCUGGCUAGACAGCAGAAGAUGGAGUCGGAAGCGAGAGAACUCGAGGAGAGGAAGGCGGCCAUCGAAGCCGAGGAACGUCGGAAGCACCAGGCGGAAGAGAUGAUGAAGCUGAAAGAAGAGGAGGCCAAAAGGCUGACGCAGGAGAAUACCGAACGGACGAGACGAGCCGAGGAAGCGGCCGAGCGGGAGAGAAAGCGAUUGGAAGUGGAAUCUCGCCAGGCGGAGGAGGUUAUCAGACAGAAGCUCCGCACGGAACGCGAGAAUCGGGAGAGAGAAGAUGCCCGCAGACAGAUGGAAGAGCGCGAGAAACUGGCCAAGGAGGCGGCUGCGAAGUUACAGGCCGCCAAACAGCAGGCCGAACUAGAAGCAACCUGGGCUGCGAAAAGGACAACGACUGUGAGCACGGCUUCAGCUGCGACUGCUGUUGCCCCAGCGACUGGAGGUCCGAAACAGAUUUCGCCGAGUGGAAGCAAUGACUCCUCCGAGGGAUGGACUGCCAUCUCGAAGGAGUCGAAGCACACGAAGGCAGCUCCGUGGGCGGCGAAAGUUGAGGUUGUUGCGAAGUCCGAUAAGACGCUUCUCGAGAUUCAGCGAGAGGAGGAGCGGCAGAUGAAGGCCGAACGGGAGCUGCUGGCGAAGCAAAAGGCAAAGGAACAGGUCUCAAAUCUGGGAUCGGCUGUGGUCGAGAAGGAGAAGAGCAGCGCUUCGUGGGGAACCAAGACUUGGGCGGCUCCGGAGCAAAACACCUCUUCGAAAAACUUCGUGUCGCCGUUCUUUGACGGACCGUCUUUGGAGGCUGCCAACAAGGUAACCAUAUUACUGUUGCAUAAAUAUACCAAUUUUUGCAGAUGGCUCUUCAGAAGAAGAACUCGCAAUCAAAGGUCGUAACUCCCGCUAAGCCUGCUCCGGCUGUUUCGGCUGCCAAGAGCAAGCAGGCCACGACUUCAUCUGCGAAGGCUGCGCCUCCAAGUGCGAGCCAGAAGAAGACGAAGCAGGAGAUUGCUUCGGAAGAGCUCGAGAACUGGUUCAUCAAGCGAUUCCAUCAGUUCAACGCUGAAAUCGACGCGCAAACUCUGCUCGCAGCCAUCAUUCACACCGAGAACCCCAAUGAGGUUGGUUUCACUUUCGAAGUUAUAUUAUUAACUUAAUAAUGACGCGCGUUUUGCAUUCCAUAUCGACCGUUUAACUUCUAGUUCUCAUUUUGAAUUUCCUGCUCUAAUUUGCGCACUCUUAUUAUCCCAUUCACAAUAUUAAUUCCGUCGAAUGCUCAUAAACUGCGCAAUUUCAUUACAUCUUUGUGCAAUAUAUAAUUUUUGUUCCCCGUCCACACAUCUUCUGCUCAUUCGUCACCCUUUCCGUUGUUUUUUUCGUCUAGACGGACGUUCGAUUCUCAGUAGAAGGAUUAGAGAGCCGAUCUUUGAAAAAUCUCGUGUCUGUGUCCUUCUAAAAUUGGAUUCUUCCCGGAGUCUGUCUAUUGUUCUCUGAAAAAAGAGAGUAAUUUCUGUGGAAACACGGAAAACUCCUGAAAAUGCGUAUUCAAAGAGCACUUUUCCACUUGGAUCCCUCCCGAUGUUUUAGUACAUGAAAGGGCAGGGAAAGAGGGAGACCACCGAAAAGUGCAUGUUAUUGAGGACUUUGUGGUGGUCGUCUCUUCUUCGUUUUCCCCUUUUCAGUCCGUCUCUUCUCCCUUUUCACCUUUCUGACCAACUAUACUUUUCGCUAUUUUUAGCGAUUCGUCUCGCGCGAAAAAAAAUUGAGCCUCAAUUUGGGCGCCGAUUGAAAAGAGGAAAAAGAAGUUAUAUAGCUUGUAACAAUAAUCACAUGGCACAUAAACACGCUCUCCUCCUUCUCCUCGUCUCUUAUGCACAUGUGGAUGACUAAGCGGAGAGCGAGACGGACGGGAUCACGAGAUGAAGCUGAAAUUGAAAAUAGAGUUCUCGCCCCGUCUCUCACGCUACUAUACGAAUGGAGGAAAUGUGUCAUUGUUGUUAUUACUAUGGAUAGACGGGAAGAUGGCAAAAAUAGAACGGAAAAGUCAGAUGACUGGAUGAUUUUGGACGCCGAUUUUUUUGCUUUGUCUUGUGCUCUUUUCUCAGGCCCAAUUUGUUUUUAUGUCUAGACAUUCGGCUGAGAAGAGAGAAGUUUGACUAAUGGAAGGGUCUGUGGCCUUUUGCGUAGACUUUAGAAAAGAGCAAAUCCUUCCAAGAAAACGGCUAACCUUUCUGGUGAAAUGCUCGAUGAUCUGUGAGAGUUCCGUAUAUUCCUAUCGAAUUCCAUAACGUUUUUCUGAUUCUUCCAAGUCCUUAAAGUUUCAGAGAACUUCAAAGCGUCAAUACGAUGUAUGUAAUAGUAGACUUCAGGUUUUUGUCUGAAAGAACUCCUUCAGUAGUUUUUGUGCCUUUCUGAUCCUAGGAAUGUCCGAAUGGCUUCUGUCUCUCCAGGAUUUCCAAAUUUAGACGCUCUUUGGUUUGCUUAUUUUCAAUGUCUGCUGUUCUUGUCCUAAAUGCGCACCAGCUCUGCCUGAAAGCCGCAUUCCCCCAAUUUUCAUCUCAUUUCUUCCGCGGAGACCGAGCGGAUUUGGCCAACCAGGUUAAAAGUGGAGCUAUACGAAAAAGCGAAAAGAAAAAAGCUCUCGAGAUUUUCAAGCCGAUUAUCGUAGACGCUUAGUCAUCAGAAGCGCGUGUUUUCUCAUUUUCAGUUCAGUUCUUAGCUGCUAUCCGCUUCCGCGAUACAUUUUUAGGCUUAAUUUCGCUAUUCGGUUUGAGCGAAUAAUAUAAAAAUGGGCGGAACUGAAUUUGAAAAUGAGGAAGAGGGUGGUCUAAAAAUAGGGUUCGUCAGUCGCUUUUUCCGCGGCGCCCUCCGCUUGUUUUCGAUGCCAACAGCCCCACAAGGAGACACUCUCCAACCACUCGGCGCCGUCCAGUAACACUCAGAGUACUAGUAGUGGUCGGCGUCGGAGAGCCGGCCAAUUCGUACAAAUGUUGUGUGUUUCUGCUCACUCCUCGCCUCCCAUUCCGUCGUUUUUUUGCUGCUGCUGGAGCCAACGAGGGUGCCUUUUCAUUUAUUGGUUCUCCCUCUCGCCGUCCUUUCUCUCGUCCUCCCGCUGCCGCCGCUCGUUUUGUCUAUUUUUGGACUCCCCUUUUGCAAACAAGAGUCUUCCGCAAUGCAACGGGAAUAGAAUGCCAUUCCCCCCUUCGAUUCGCCCCUAUUUCAUCCUCUUCGAUGAUACCAUUCAUCCACAAUGGUACUUGUUGUUUGUCGGUCGUCUCUAGUUUUCAUUUUAUUUUAUUAGAAGUGCGUUCACGACAAAGUUGUGCUUGCCAUUCUUAAAUUGUCUAGUCGUGUUUUCCUCAAGUGCCCCACACGUUCUGAGAACAUUUGUACGAAAGCGCACUGUUAUUUAGAUGAACAGACGUCUUCCGAGAAUCUCUCUUGUAUAUCUACAGUAAUGCGCCGAAUAACAGGAAUGUAGGCACUUUUCAUAGUUUAUGUGCCUUUCUGAUCCUCUGAAUGUCCGAAUGGCUUCGUUCUCGCUGUCGGAUUUCCGAAUUUAGACGCUCUUUGGUUUGCUCUUUCUCAAUGUUCGAAGUUCUCUUCGAUGUGUCCACCCACCGACUAAUUUUAUCAGUAUCAGUAAACAAUUCUGUCGGUUUCAUUUGCUCACAAAUCCCCGCCGCUUCCUCUUUCAUAGUAUUGCCUACGUGUAGAACUUCGCCGUUCUUGUUUGCAAAUCAGCGCGCUAGAUUAUUGGAAAGUGAGCUCUGGUGCCGGCCGUGUUCAGUUGUUAACACUAAUCGCCGAAUUAGAAUCCUAAUUGAAUGGCUAGACUGAAAACACAAGAUUAUAAAGUCGAUUCGCGGAAAAACGGAGAAAGAAGUGGCUGAUAUUUGAUUUAUAUUUACUCAAUUCGGUUCUUGGUAUGCGCAAAAGUGCGAACUAAGAGAGAAUGUGUCCGAUUUCUAAUGUACAGUAGUCUCUAGUCACCACGAGUUGCACUGAGGCCUAUAAACUACAGAAAAUCAAGAGAACGGGCCCACGCGUCUCGUGCUGCUCAGAGCCUAUCACGUGUAAUUACUCUUCUCAAUCUCAUGUUCUCACUCGGCAUUUUCUCGAUCAGCGAGUCCAAAACAGCCUAUAAUUUUCGCCUCACUCGCCUCUAUUUCUGGUCAAUUCUGGCUCAGCGUCACUUUCAACUUUGAUUUCCUGUUGAAUAUAUUUCGAAAUUGGAGCGGUGCCUAUUUUUAGCGCGUUUCAUGACCUCUUCCGUGGUGAUAGUCAUCGCUAGAAAGGUAGUCGGACGGGUAAAAAUAGACGCGGUUCUAUUGACUGACCGUUUCCUUUUUCCCUAUCCAGAGACGAGUAAUUCAUGAUGAUAGACGUUCUAUUUCGGGAUUUCUCGCACGGAUUCGUUUCAGCUUAUCACUGAAAACGAAGCGAGUGGGAGAGAAUUAUCAGUGGAAUAUUUUGAGGAAUAUUUUUAGAAUGGACGUGAAGACGGAAAAAAAAAUGAUAAAGUGACCUAUUUUGGGAUAAAAAGACGGUCGUUUCUUGUUCUUUGUCAUUCGCUAAUCAAUUCUUUCCUAUCACUCUGUCCUCAGAAUAUAAAAAUACAAUAAUUUCAGGUCGAAGACAUCGUCAUGUCGUACUUGGAGGAAUCGAAGACUGUUAAGGAGUUCGUCCGCGAAUUCAUCAAGAGACGCAUCGCCAUGCGCGCUGCCGGAGGUCGUCCGGAUGUGGAUGUAAGCAGUCGAGUUCAGCUCUCUCGAGCACACGUUACUUUUUUUGCAGGAUCUGACUUCGGCCCGCACCGCUUCGGCUGCUCCGUCCGACUCCAACUCGGGCUCCAACUCCAACUCUGGCAACGGACAAGGAAAGAAGAAGAAGAAGGUACUGUAACCCACGAAGCUCAUUUCCAACUCGAACUUUACCUUUUUCAGAACCAGAAGCAAGUGCUCGACGGCAACAUUCUGGGAUUCCGUGGCGCCGCCGCUUCGGAUCGUCUCAACAAGGGCGAGAUCGACGCGGUGCCGACGACUCCGGUCAACCCGUCGCGCCGUUAA
Caenorhabditis sp. 36 PRJEB53466 is the source of this 8328-nucleotide messenger RNA. Lineage: Eukaryota; Metazoa; Nematoda; Chromadorea; Rhabditida; Rhabditidae. The record is from the annotation of a GenBank genome assembly.